CUUAGACCGAAAAUGGCGUCGCCUGUAUAUGUUGAAGAGGAAUUGGGAAAAAAAUGGGAUAAAUGUUUAUCAGAUGGAGUUCUUAAAUUUGGUGGAGGUCUUGUAUUAGGCUCAGUAUUUUCCUUAUUAUUUUUCAAGAGAAGGCGAUGGCCUAUCAUAAUGGGUGGAGGAUUUGGUAUUGGAAUGGCCUAUUCGAACUGUGAAAAAGACCUUAAUGCCACAUUUGUCAGUAAAAAGUAAGAUUCCAGUCUAAAAGUGAACAAUUUUGUCAUAGAGUUAUGGUCUUUAAGUGACAGUGGCUAUUUAUAGAUAAAAAUUGUGUAGUCAUUUGUAAAUAUGAACAUUAAAUAUUGUUACACCC
Diabrotica balteata is the source of this 361-nucleotide messenger RNA. Lineage: Eukaryota; Metazoa; Arthropoda; Insecta; Coleoptera; Chrysomelidae. The record is from the annotation of a GenBank genome assembly.